Messenger RNA from Pan troglodytes (chimpanzee), 6837 nucleotides. It is a transcript of the gene FAM184B, whose product is annotated as family with sequence similarity 184 member B. The coding region runs from base 325 to 3507 and encodes 1060 amino acids. The record is from RefSeq and is a predicted model, not a curated record. The transcript has 18 exons. Lineage: Eukaryota; Metazoa; Chordata; Mammalia; Primates; Hominidae.
ACACGAAACCUGCACUGGCUGGGGAACUGCCGACUGAUCGCCAGCGGCACGUGCGGGGCGCCGACGCCUCGCCGCAGGGUGCGGGUGCCCGCGGAGCCAGCCAGCCAGAGAACCAGCAGGAGAGGAAAAAGGGUGGGCGCGCGGGUGGGCCCGGGAGGCGGAGACCUUCGGGAAGCUGGGGCCACGCGGCGGUGCAGGCGACGGGACUGCAGUGCCACCUCUCCCGAGAAACCCACACGCUCGCACGCCCGCGCGCGCACGCACGUGCACACGGUGGGCAGGGAGAAAACGAGCGAGAGUCUGAGUGCUGGGCGCGUUUUAGCGAUGGCUUCUGCUCUCAACAGCAAAAUUAACCCGCCCGGGACUUGCCAGGGCUCCAAAGCCGACGGUGGCGCCGGCUGGAGAAUGGACUGUGAUCCCGAGAUGCACGUGAAAAUGUGCAAGAAGAUCGCCCAGCUCACCAAGGUGAUUUAUGCCCUGAACACCCGCCAGGAUGAGGCUGAGGCCAGCAUGGAGGCGCUGCGGGAAGCGCACCAGGAGGAGCUCCAGAAUGCGGUGGCAGAGACCAAGGCCAGGCUCCUGCAGGAACAGGGCUGCGCAGAAGAGGAAGCCCUUCUACAGCGCAUCCAGGCCCUGGAGAGCGCCCUGGAGCUGCAGAAGAGGCUGACGCAGGAGGCGCUGGCUGAGUCGGCCUCGUGCAGGCUGGAGACGAAGGAGAGAGAGCUGAGGGUGGAGGCGGAGCACGCCGAGCGAGUCCUCACGCUCUCCAGGGAAAUGCUGGAGCUCAAGGCUGACUACGAGAGGAGGCUCCAGCACCUGACGAGCCACGAGGCUACCCCGCAGGGCCGGCUGCCCCAGGAGAGCCCUGAAACCAAGUCGGAGCCAGGCCAGGGCCCGGAGAUGCAGGAGGUCCUGCUAGAGGUGCAGCGGCUGCGAGUGGAGAACCAGCAGCUGAGCAAGGACUACGCCCGCAAGGCCGAGGAGCUGCAGGCCACCUACGAGAGGGAAAACGAGGCCAUCCGGCAGGCCAUGCAGCAGUCGGUGAGCCAGGCCCUGUGGCAGUGGCAGGAGAAGGAGUCGGACCUCCGCAAGAACUUCCAGGUCCAGGAGUCAGCCCUGCAGGCUCAGGUCCGGAAGCUGGAAGGAGACCUGGAGCACAGAGGCCGCAAGAUAAGUGACCUGAAGAAGUACGCCCAGAAGCUGAAGGAGAGGAUUCAGGACCUGGAUGUGCAGCUUAAGGAGGCUCGACAGGAGAAUUCAGAGUUGAAAGGCACUGCAAAAAAACUUGGAGAGAAGCUGGCUGUUGCCAAAGACAGAAUGAUGCUGCAGGAGUGUCGUGGGACACAGCAGACAGAUGCCAUGAAGACUGAGCUAGUUUCAGAGAACGAAGUCCUGGGGGGAGAGAAUGACUUGGAAGCCGGCAAUCUUCAUCCUCAGCAGGAUCAAAGUUGUCUCAAGGAGUGCCCUUGCAUGAAAGGAGGCACAGAUAUGCAGACCAAGAAAGAGGCAAGUGCUGAGACAGAAUAUAUGAAGCAACAAUAUGAAGAAGACCUUCGUAAAAUCAAACAUCAGACAGAAGAGGAGAAGAAACGUCUCAAAGACCAGCUAGUGAAGCGACUAGAAGACUUGGUAAAGAAGCACACCGUGGAAAUCAAAUCCGUUCGCUCGUCCAUGGAGGCUGAAAGAAAGAAACUGCAGAAGGAAGUAGAAGCACAGUUGGAGGAAGUGAGGAAGAAAUCAGAAAAGGAGAUAAAGCAGCUGGAAGAAGAGAAAGCAGCCCUUAAUGUGAAGCUCCAGAAUUCUCUGCUCGAGGUUUUAAGGCUGGAAGAAUUUAUCCAACAAAAUAAGACACGCCCCACAGGAGCUGAGGAAAGUACCCAGGAAUUAGGCCGCCAGCACCGCAGCAUUCUGGAGACCCAGGAUCCAUGCUUGAAGCUGGAUGAAACUUCGCCGAGAGGAGAGGAGUAUCAAGACAAGUUAGCAGCUGAAGAAGGAACCAGCAGUGAUGAAGAAGAAAGGACCAAAGUGCUUCUCAAGGAGGGAAGUGACCCACAACCUCCACUGGGCUCUUUGUUGAAGGAGAAAACAUCCGAAAUCCAGCGUCUAGAGGAGGACUGGCAAAGCCAGAAGGCCAAAUUGCAAGCCCAGGUCUCACAGAUGCAGCAGGCUCUGGAGCAGUGCACCAGCAACUACAGGGAGGACCUGCAGGCACUCAAGCAGCUCUCGGACCUGGAGAGGGAGAAGCUGCAGCGUGAGCUCCAGGACACCACUCAGCAGAACCACGCCAUGAAAGCCCAGCUCGAGGCUUCCCACCAGAGAGCCCUGCGCAUGCUGGAGAAGGCCAGACAUCAGGAACUCAAGGCCACAGAGGAACGCUUGAAGAAGGAAUCCAGCCACAGCCUCCAGAUCCAACACCAGACACACCGACUGGAGCUCCAGGCCUUGGAGGAAAAGGCCAGGCAAGAGCUGCAGGAGGAGCGUGAGAGGAUGCAGGCACAGCAGGCCCUGCUGCUAGAGUCGCUCAGACAGGAGCUGUCAGAGCAGCAAGCUGCCUGUUCUGAGCACCAGAAGGACUUGGAGGCACUGCAGGCCGAGCUGAGGGCUCUGGGCAGACAGCAAGCCAGCAGCCAGUGUCCAGGAGACAGCAAGGAUCACAUAAUCGCCACAGAGGAGCGGGGCGGCCCGGGCCAGGCCGGCUCCCCACCGGGCGCUGCUGGGCAGGGUUCCGGCGAGGGAUGCGGGCUCUGGGAGGAGAACGCGCAGCUCCAGGACGCGGUGCGGCGGCUGCGCGCGGAGGUGGAGCAGCAUCAGCAGGAGGCGCAGAAGCUCCGCGACCAGCGCAGGUUCCUGGAGGAGACUCAGCAAGCCCAGCGGGCCAGGGAGGUGGAGACACUGCGCCAGGAACACCGGAAGGAGAUGCAGGCCAUGGUGGCAGAUUUCAGUAGUGCCCAGGCCCACCUCCAGGCCCGGCUGGCUGCCCUGGAAGCUGAACUGAAAGAUUCCGGAGAGAAGCCAGGGAAGGGAGCGUCCAGGCCCGAGGACCUUCAGCUCAUUGGCCGCCUGCAGACCCGCCUGAAGGAGAGAGAGGACAUCAUCAAGCAGCUCACGGAAGAGAGAAGAUUUCACUACGCAGCAUUCCCCAGUGCCAUGCCCCACCGGAAUCGGUCUUUCUCUUUCAAUCCUCACCCGGGAUAUUUGACCCCUUCCAUGAAGAAAAAGAAGGUGGAGGAUGUGCCCAGCCGCGUGGUCAGCGUGCCGAACCUCGCCUCCUAUGCAAAGAACUUUCUGAGUGGCGAUCUGAGUUCCAGGAUUAAUGCCCCUCCAAUAACUAAAUCACCCAGCUUGGACCCAAGCCCCAGCUGUGGCCGGACUUACAAACCCAACCAGUCUACAGAUGCAAAAACUGCCACAAGGACCCUAGAUGGUGAAACGGCCCAAGCCAAAGAAGCCCAGCAGAAACAGGGAUCUCCGCACCAGGAAUGGUUCACCAAGUACUUUUCUUUCUAAGCUAACCUUUGGGAUACAUCACAGAGGAUACUUGAAAAACAUUUAUUUUAAAUCAUCUGAUUGAAGGAAUGAACUAACACCAACCAACCAAAUAAUAUGCUUAUAAUAUGAUUAAUAUAUGAUAGCUAAAACAAAUUUUUGCGUUAACACUUCAUACUGUUCUGCCAGGCACAGCAGCUCACGCCUGUAAUCCCAUCACUUUGGGAGGCUGAGGCAGAUGGAUUGCUUGAGUCCAGGAAUUUGAGACCAGCCUGGCCAAUAUGGUGAAACCCCAUCUCUACAAAAUAUACAAAAAUUAGCCAGGCAUGGUGGCGUGUGCCUGUGGUCCCAGGUACUUGGGGGACUGAGGCGGGAGGAUCACUUGAACCUGGGAGGCAGAGGUUGCAGUGAGCCAAGUUCGAACUCCUGCAUUCCAACCAGCCUGGGUGACAGAGGGAGACCCUGUCUCCAAAAAAAAAAAAAAAAAAAAAGAAAAAAAUUGUUCCAUGGUGACAGUUCAUUACAAAUAUCUUGACAUUAAACCAGUGUUAUUAAAAGUCAUCUAUAGGAAAAUGUUAUUAGCGUUACUAAUGACCCAUACCUUGUAUUUCUAGUGUCCAUAACAUCAUACUCCAUUUUGUGGAAUAUCAGACUUUGUGAUUUCCAUGAUCUACUUUAAAAGUGGUUGUACUUGUCCUUAGGAUGCUAGUCAACUCCACUGGAAAGCUGUUUCUAUGUAAAAUGAUCCAAUUCCAAAAUGCACAUCUAACCUCAAUAGGAAGACAAAUAACAGUUAAACAGGAAAGCCACCUAAAAACAAACCAAACCUACCAGAAAUGGAUGGUAGCAUGCUUAGACUGAAUACUUUCACUUCCUUGGUCUAAGACAAGCAGCAGAUUAUAGAUGGGAUAACACCCACCUCUAAAAAGGCUUUACAAGGAUUAAGCAAGAUAACAUAAAUUAACAUGAAUUGGAAUUAAGUACCACAAGGUUUUUCUGUAAAUAACCAAUCCUAUAUAGGUCUCAGUGUAAUGACCAUAGUGCCAACAUGAUCAUUUGUGAAGGUCUCUAGAUUAUCUGUUCUUUGAAGUCAAAGAUCUUCUAGACUGGGCACAUGGCUCAUGCCUGUAAUCCCAACACUUUGGGAGGCUGAGAUGGGAGGAGAGCUUGAGGCCAGGAAUUUGAGACCAGCCUGGGCAACACAGCGAGACCUCCAUCUCUACAAAAAAAUAAUUAGCCCAAAGAAAACCCAGCUACUAGGAAGUCUGAGGUAGGACAGCAUGAGCCCAAGAGUUCGAGACCAGCCUGGGCAAGAUACUGAGAUCCCAUCUCUACAGAUUAAAAAAAAAAAAAAAAAAAUCUCCUGAACCUCUGGUCUUUGGGUUUGAGCCAUUUGCCUCAUGGUGUGUUGCUUCUUCACUGCAUGAAUUCCCAGUGGAUUAAAGGAACCGGAAUGGCUGUUCAUGGUGCUGACCUUGCUCUCAGUCCACACUGAUUUGUCUUACCUUCUGACAGAGCAAUGUGAUUUGACAAGACUCAAUACAACUUUUAGGGGGCAAAAUAUUUUUUCAGUCUUUGGUGCUGGCCCAGAAGGUGGCCCACAAACCAAUGUUAAUUCUAUGCAUUGUCAAAUCUUUGCUCUUUGAAUAAAACUUUGAACAACUGGGCAAUAAAAAUGGUUGACUUGUAUUGAUUUUCCACAGAAAGGUAACAUUAGAUGAAGACAGCUUAGAAAUAGAAAGUUCAGUUCACAUUAACCUCAAUCACACCAUCUUCAAAAAAAAAAAAAGCUGAUUACAUAUUAUAACUGUCAAACUUACGUAUUAAGGUAAAUUUACUGCCUAAUCAAAACGAGGCUCCAAUACAUUUUUAAAUGCAAACACUUGUCACCAUACGUUAACACAGCAUAUUGUUUUUCAUUACCAAAUAUUUUUUGUGAGUUUCCCGCUUAGAGUGUCUUAGUUCGUUCAGGCUGCUCUAACAAAAUAUCUUACUUAUACUGGAUAAUUUAUAAACAAUAGAAAUAUGUCACUCACAGUCCUAGAGGCUAAGUCCAAGAUCAAGGCACCAGCAGAUCUGGAGUCUGGGGAGGGCCCAUUCUUCAGAGAUGGGUGCCUGCUACGUGUCCUUACAUGGUGGAAGAGGCAAGAGCGCCUCCCUGAGCCUCUUUUGUAAGGGUACUUACCCUACUCAUGAGGGUGAAGCCCUCAUGACUCCAUUGCUUCCCAAAAGCCCCACCUCUUAAUACUAUUACAUUGACAUUAGGUUCCAACAUAUGAAUUUUGGAAGGGACAUCAACAUUCAGGACAUAGCAGUGAACACUGUAGGACUGCUCUUUAUUUUGUGCUUUCAAAAAGACUACAUACAGGUGGUUCUAUUUUUGUGUGUUGAAACACUUUCCCAGGCUGCACUUUGCAUUUCUGUCCUUAAACUCAGCAUGAUCCCUGGGCAAGGAGAAAAUUUUACUAGUUGAGAUCGUACAUCGGUUUUGACUCCUUUCUUGCUGCAGGUGACUGAAAAGAUCUUUCAGUCUUAAAUUUCUAAAUUCUACCCUGCAAUGAUUAUAUCUUUGUUAACAAAAUCUUUGCAUGCUUCCAUAAUUUUUUCUUGAGGCCAUAUGCCUCGGGUAUUGAAGUAAGGCAUUUAAGGACACAAGCUUUUUGUUUGUUAUUACCAAACUGCCAUUCAGAAAGUUUCUAACAAUUUACACCCUUACCAGCAGUAAAUGAACCUGCUGUGCCCUAACACUAUUGACAAAGAAAUACAAUUUGAUAGAUAAAACAUUCUAUUUUAGUUUGCAUAAUGAUUCCAUCAAUCUCUCAACAGCAGAGCGGUCUAGAGAUGACAGUGAUGGCGUACAGGUGACAGUGGAGAUGAAGAGAAAUUAUCCAAUUCGGGAUUAAGUUAGGAGAGAGAAAAAAACAGUAUUUGAUGGUAAAUCUCUUCAGGCUGUAUUAUGACAGGGGUGGAAGAGUUAACAUGUUCCUGCAGCAAAACUGAAAGGAAUACUAUCUGUUCCACAUGAAAGCAAACUGUUUUGUAAUUGGGGUAGGUAAAAAUGGAUUCACCCAGUCAAUGGCUGCACACCACAUACCUGAGCCCUUAACUGCUCUAACACUGAUGUAAUAUCCAACCCAACAUUUGUGAUUGAGGCUACUUGGUUAAUUUUUCUCCAGGAUCCAUCUGGAUUCUGCAGAUGAGGCUGGCAAAUUAAAUGGAACUAUGAUAGGGACCAUCUUACUGUAUCUGUCAGAUUUCCAAGGGUAGCACUGAUCUUUACCGUCACCUCACCUCCACCCCCAGGAUGCAGUACUGUGUGUUUAUUUUUGAGACGGAGUUUUGCUCUGUCAC